This is a messenger RNA of Wyeomyia smithii (pitcher-plant mosquito), 768 nucleotides long. RefSeq lists its product as uncharacterized. NCBI's taxonomy places the organism in Eukaryota, Metazoa, Arthropoda, Insecta, Diptera, Culicidae. The transcript has a single exon. Bases 1 to 768 code for a protein of 255 amino acids. The record is from RefSeq and is a predicted model, not a curated record.
AUGGUUAAGUUUGUGGAGAACCCGAAUGGGCACUGUCGGAUGUGCACCGAGUCCGACGAGGAAGGUGUACUUGUGGAAUGCUGCGAAUGUGACCGUUGGUUCCACUUGGCAUCUGUGGGACUGAAGGACCCGCCGAGAAGUGAGGACUACUGGACAUGCCAAAAAUGCUACGAGAUUGCAGAAAAUCAGCAAAAGAUGGAAGAAAAACUUAAGAAAUUGGAAGCCCAAGCCAAAGGCAAACGAACACCAUCGUCGGAAAGAACGACAACAACGGAAGAAAUAUUGCGUAUUUAUCAGAAAACUAUGGAGGCUCUCGUUAAGCAGCUCCAAGUUAAACCCGAACCAACUCCAGAUAUCAGUCUGGCCCAACCCAAUCAAAACGAAGAUUGGACAAUCUACCUGAAAAGGCAAGCUCUGGCUGACUUGCCUAGGUUUGAUGGCGCGCCAAAAGAUUGGCCAAAAUUUAAGAAAACAUACGAAGAAACCACAAAAGCAGGAGCUUUUACUAAUCUUGAAAACUUAAACCGGCUGCAGAAGGUUCUGCGUGGAAAUGCCGCAAAAACUGUGAGUCAACUUCUGAUCGACCCGGAGAAUGUCAAGAAAAUAAUCGAAAGACUAGAAGAAACAUACAGUCGACCAGAGGCGAUUUAUAACGAACUUCUCCACGAAAUAAUAAAAAUUCGUAAAGAGAAUAAAAGUGCAUUAUUAGAAAUAGCAGAUGCACUGGAUAAUCUCGUGAGUACAAUAAAUGUAAUCAAUUGUGCUUAA